AUUGGUAGCCGAAUCGUCUGCUAUUGUUAACAGUGAUAAUUGCAACAAAAAAGAUUUCACUCUCUCAUCAAAAACUCACUCAAAAGAAAAUAAAGCAUCAAUAGGAUACUUUUUCCGUAAUAGAUUUACUAUUGUAACAGUAAAUAUUUAAACAUUUUCAGCGAUCUACUAGGCCUUUUCAUUCGCUGAAGAAUUUAUGCGAAUAUGACAUAUAGCAAAUAUUAUUACUCUAUCAAAUUUAGUUUUCUAUAUAACGGUUUACGAAACUGGCCUCAGUCUGAAACAUUUUAUUAUUUAACACUUGCAAUUAUUAGUUUAUCUUUUCGCAAAACUUGCUAGCUAGCUUCUCUCUUUUUUUGCUUACGAUACUGGAGACUAAUGGUUUAUUAUUUAUUAACUAAGUAAUAAUAAGGUUCUAACAAUUAUAUUCUCUUCCAUUGAGAUCUUCCGUAAAGACAGUUCCACCUCAAUGAGCCUUUACAAAUACCAACAGUUCUAUAAAAAAGAGCCUGAACACCAAACACGAACUCGAAAGAGGCCAUAUAUUUUCCCACCUUAUUGCUGUGUAUAAACUUUUGUCAUAAAAUUUAUUUUCUCAGUUAUAGACAUGCCAGCGGUUCCAGGACAACCACAUACUCCGACUUUACAUCCUAGGACUAGGCCUGAGGCGAAUGAAUGGGCCCUAAAGAUGAGACAAACGAAUGAUUGGUUUAGGCAUGAUGGACAUAAUGUAGAGGAGAGGAAACAAUUGCCAAGGAAACUUCAUACCGAAAAAGCUUACGAAAUAGCGGAUAAAGCUAGAGGUGCUGCUGAUGAGUGGUUCGCACACAAUCCUAAUAGGCCUGCUGUAAAACCGCAGAGGACCCGAUGUCGAAGUGCAACGCCUAGAGAGGAUGAAACUGGAAAGUGGUUUAAAUUCAGUGAUAACGAGAAUUAUCAUACACCUAGAGCCAAGCAUCGGCUAACUGAAUCUCUAGGCUUUGAGGUUAAAGAAAAGUCAAAAGGCCAAAGUGAUCAGUGGUACAGACAUGAGCAUCUUGACACGCCUGAGACAUUCGUUAAACAUAGGAGUCCUACAAAAGAGUGCAGGAAGAAUCUUGAUAAGAUGAGGGCUAGUGCUGACUGGUAUAUUCACAAUCCCUCUAUAACUGAAGUACCUGAUCAAAAACUUAGUGCCAGACUUGCAGACAGAGAAGCAAAAACCUACUUGGACAGAAAUAAGCAAGGAUCUGUAUCUGAAUGGUUCAGCCACGAUCACGCUGACAACGGUAGUGACGCUCAAUCAGCGCCUGUACCUUCUCCCAGACCAAAUGUGAAUUCGGAUUCAAAAGAGUGGUUUAGUCAUGAAAAUUUUCCAAAAUCUGAGCCAAAAUCAAAAAGAGUACCUUGUGAAAUCGACAAGUUAUUGAAUCAAAAUAGAGAGAGCGAUGAAAUGUACGCUGAGUAUGUAUCAAGAGUAAAGCCCGAAGCUAGAGAGUGGGCCCAAAGGAGUGUGAAGGGUCUUAUGGAAAGACUUUUGGUUCAUGAUCCUACAGCUUCUCCUGCGGAACCUAAUGCCCCUAGAGCAGUAAAACCAGAAGCCAGAAAAACUUUCGAAGAAAACAAAGGACAAAUGGCAAAAGUUUUGGAUGGACAUCCAGCACCUCCUCUGAAAAAGAGCAAUGUUGGCCGAUCAGUUAAGCCGGAAGCGGCUGAAACGGCAGGAAAGCACUCAGGAGGAGACAUGAAGAAAGUUUUAGAGGACCAACCAGCAAGCCCUGGAAAAUUCGUUGGAGCAGCAAGAGCAAUCCCAGCAGAGGCUAAGGAUUGGGCGGAAAGAAACAAAGGUACAGUUGGACAAGUACUAACGGGUAGUAACGAUUUAGAGUUAGCUGGAAAACCUGCACCAAAAUUGGGAUCAAACAGCGGAAGGGAAAUUGCGAUGAAACACAGAGGAACGGCAGGACCAGUUAUCUUCAGCCAGCCAGUUCCUGCUAAGUAAUUAACAACAACGUUUUUAGAAAUUCCUUAAUUAAGUCUUAAACUGAUCAGCCAUUAUUGUAAACAUUUGAUUAAAUUUUUUCUUUUUGUAAGUAAAACGUUUUUAGCUCCGUUUGAACUUAACGAUCCUAGCUUGUCUUUUUUUCUCUGGCAAACAUUCCAUGAAAACUCAAAAAUUAAACUAUUGUCUUUUUCUUUAGAUGCUUGUUUUUAAUAAAGUAAAAUUAUAACUUGA
Dimorphilus gyrociliatus is the source of this 2215-nucleotide messenger RNA. The record is from the annotation of a GenBank genome assembly. Lineage: Eukaryota; Metazoa; Annelida; Polychaeta; Dinophilidae.